AUGACGGCAGCAAAAAGUGACGAGGAAUGGCGCGCUGUUCUCACACCUAAACAAUUUCAUAUCUUGCGUGAAAAAGGUACCGAGUUAGCUGGGACAGGCGAAUAUGAGAAAUUUAAAGGAAAAGGCGUAUAUCAAUGUGCGGCAUGUAACGCUCCACUAUACGUCUCUGAUACAAAAUUUGAUUCGGGUUGCGGGUGGCCAGCUUUCUUUGAUGCAAUUCCAGGUGCUGUUGAACGACACGAAGAUAAUUCACUUGGCAGAACAAGAACUGAAAUUACAUGUGUUAACUGCGGUGGACAUUUAGGACACGUUUUCAAGGGUGAAGGAUGGAAAUUCACAGAAGCGGAUGAACGUCAUUGUGUGAAUAGUGUUAGUCUCAAAUUCAAAGAAAAAGAUGAUACCAACUUAUAA
Ambispora gerdemannii is the source of this 411-nucleotide messenger RNA. NCBI's taxonomy places the organism in Eukaryota, Fungi, Glomeromycota, Glomeromycetes, Archaeosporales, Ambisporaceae. The record is from the annotation of a GenBank genome assembly.